UCAAACAAAGCGCGGUGCGCUCGCUGGGCCGAUCUUCUCCCUCCCUCUCUCGCUCCUUCACUCCCUCCCUCACUCACUCCCCCAGGCUGAUGCGGCGGGCCAGGUCGCGGCUGAGGUAACGGACGACGCCCGCCCGCACCGCCAGCCCGCACCAGCCAGCACCGCAGGAGCCGGUACCGGUCGCCAUGGAAUUCCAGCAGUUCGUCGACAUCGCGGACAAAUGGUGCUACAACACCCCGUUCGAGCUGAUCGCCACCGAGGAGGCGGAGAGCCGCCUGGAUUUCUACGCGGAUCCCGGCGUUUCUUUCUACGUCCUGUGCCCAGACAGUGACUUCAGGGAUAAUUUUCAUGUGUGGAGUGAAAGUGAAGACUGUCUACCAUUCCUACAAUUGGUGCAAGAAUACAUUUUAUCCUGUGGAAAGAAGACACUCUCUGAAGUACUGGAAAAAGUCUUCAAAUCAUUCAAGCCUUUGCUGGGUCUUCCAGACGUAGAUGACGACGCAUUUGAAGAUUACAAUGCUGAUGUUGAAGAGGAGGAGCCUGAAGCAGACAGCCAGCACAUGAGCGUCAGCCAACAAUAAAUGUGUGCAGAGCAAAGUCGGCUUGCAUGAAGUUCAAUUGUUUUAUUGUUUCAUCUUUUCAGCCUUUAUUUGGAUCAAGUUCAAAUAACAUACCUAAAUUACAUUAAAUUUGUUCUGUACAUUGCUUAAUGUUCAUAAUUGUCUCAUUGAAAACUUUAAAAAAUGAGUCAUGGUAUGGAGGUAAAUGUACUAAACUGCCUUUUGAGGAAAAUAAAUUCACUGUAUGGUCAUACUUACAUUGAGGAGAUUUGCGGUCAGUAUUUUAAGUUGGGCUUUUAUUUAGAUGGGGGGAUUUUUUGUUGAUUGAUUUAUCCAUUAAUUUCAAUUUAUGUGACUUUUAAGCAGCACUGGACAAUUCCCUGCCAAAAUACUCCAACGUCGUUAGGGAUUUUUACUGGAAAAAAAGUAUUAUUAGAUUAAUAGAUGGAAUUGCUUAGAUUAUACAGCACUGAAAUAGACCCACAUAGACUGUGCUGGUAUUGUGUUCCAUACAUGCCCUACUUUAUGUAAACCAGUCUGCAUAUCAUUCAUAAAUUGUAUUUCAAAUACCCUCUUGAUAAAAUUUUAAAGGAUAUUAAUUGUGCUUAUUUAAGUAUAGUUGCCCAACAAUAAAUUUGAAACUAAGCAAUCAGUUGUGAUGUCCAGAGAGUAACUGUUUGAUAUAGAUUUCUCUAAGUUUCCAUCAGGUAGUUUUAUAGUGAUUAUUUAAAUUUAAAUGUCCUUGAGGACACUUUAAUUAAACUGCAACAUUGACUUAGAACUGACAUCUGCUUGCAUAAACCGUUACAUAGCAAAAUCAAAAGAAUGUGCUGUUAAGUAGAAGCUUGAGGACAUUACUGUUUUCUGCUACGGCUGUACCUAUUGCAGAUACUCUAUGCUGUACUGCAUUAAUUAUUGCUUGCUUUUAAUGCACUGCAGUUUGUUGGGUACUUUACUGUUUUACUUCCUGAGCAUCUUAGACAAAUUUACAGCUAUGACAUUCCCAGUUGUAGAUCAAAAAUUGCACCGUCUUUAGCUCUUUGUGAAUGUGUGUUAAUAGAAGGAGCUGUAAACUUGCUUUUAGUUGGAGGAGGACAGUACUGUGUAUGAAAGAAUUACAAAGGUAACACUCAUUGAAUAAUGAAUGUUUUAUUUGGUAUGUUGUAAGUGGUAAAUUGUAUUGUAUGUGGCCUGUGGAUCCUUUGUACUGUAUGUCAAUAUUAUAAAACAGAAUGGCUUGUGUAAUCCUAGAACAUUUGAGAUUGCAAAACAAAAACGUGAUGUUUUAAGAUGCCUUUUUAAUGAGCUGAUGGUUUAAAGCAAGUCGGUGUGUUCCUUUGCCUGCAGUUAGUUAUUGACUUGGGUAAGGCAGGCUAUAGAUAGCAGCAGUGUUUAAUGUAAAUAUUCUGUUCUACAGUAUAUGUACUGUACAGAUAAUCAAAGUAAAAGCUUGGUCUGUACUUUGUGAAGCAGUACCCAGUGUUUUAAUGUUAUGACAGUUAAGUAUCUGGUAUUUUGCAUUGCAAAGGAGGGAGUAUACUGUUGAUAGCUGUUGAUUUGCACCUCAAUGCAUGGCUGGUUGAUAUAGGAGGUAUUUUAAUUUCUGUAGUUUAUAAAAAAGACUUUAUAGUUGAUGUGUCCUGGUCUUUUGCAAUCUGCAGCACUUCAUUUAUAGAUACCUCAAUGCUUUUGUUGACCUAUCAGUCUGGGUAUAAAAAAAGUUUUAAAAUAAAUUGAACCAAUCAAUUUCUAAUAUAAAUUAGCCUCUUAAACCUUUAAAAUUAUAUUGGAUUUAAUAAAAUAUAGUAUUAUCUUUCCUUUCACAUUAAAGCAUUACUUUAAUGUAUUUAGACUCAAUUUGUAAAGCACAUGUUUAUUUGUUUUAAUAGUUAUGAUGGUUAACAAACGGCUACUGUAAUACAUGCUCAACACUAAAUAUGCUGAAAAUAAAUUAUUCAAACAUUG
Messenger RNA from Leucoraja erinaceus (little skate), 2525 nucleotides. RefSeq names its product maturin, neural progenitor differentiation regulator homolog (Xenopus) (gene mturn). The transcript has 3 exons. The record is from RefSeq and is a predicted model, not a curated record. NCBI's taxonomy places the organism in Eukaryota, Metazoa, Chordata, Chondrichthyes, Rajiformes, Rajidae. Gene Ontology annotation, cellular component: cytoplasm. Gene Ontology annotation, biological process: regulation of signaling; positive regulation of megakaryocyte differentiation. Bases 186 to 581 code for a protein of 131 amino acids.